AUGGGUACUGAGGAGAAGCCUCUUAAUCCUCUUGAUUCAAGCCAUGGUGUUUCUGCCUCUUCUUCAAAUCAGGCAGAGGAAUCGUCUGCUAUAACAGAAGAGACUUCUACAAAUGUUCAACAAUGGAGGCGAAAGAAUCUCUCUUUGCAGAUACCCUCAAGAGCAGCUGGUCUCUCUCCAGAAGACUCGGUGGUAAUCAAAAUGCCUCCAACGCCUAGUCCAACUCCAAGAAGAGUGAACUUUGCUUUGACUUCGACUUCGACAUCUCCAGGUCAUAAUCCUGCUUCUUCUUCUUCUUCCUCUUCUGCUGCUGUUCCUCCGCGUGGCAAAUCCUCCCUGAAGAAUCUAAUCCCAAAAGUUGGAUUCAAACCAAAAACCUCUAACACCGAUAUAGAGAAAGGACAUGGAGAUGUCUGUUCUCCUUCUGCAUUGCAGGAGAAGGCGUCAAUAUCAAGGUCAUUAUCACUCUCAAAGCUGUUUACGCCUCGGAUCAAGAGAACUUCAUCUCUACCUGUGACUCCCAUUGUUCUUUCAAACUCAGAGUCAGCUCAUGGAGGAAGCAGUGCUGCUCCUCAAACUCCAAGUAGCAAAGGGAGUGUCAAGAUAGCUCGCUCUCGCUCUGUUCCCGUCAGUGACAAGGAAGCAAGUCUCAAGGGAAUGGAUUCAUUCUUCAGAGUGAUUCCUUCGACUCCUCGUGUUAAAGAAGGAGACGUUUUCCCAAACGCAUCAGAGUCUGGUGAUGCUGAGACAGGUGAUGCUGCUGAUGGAGAAGACAUACCUGAGGAUGAGGCAGUUUGUAGGAUUUGUUUGGUAGAGCUCUGUGAAGGAGGGGAAACCUUGAAAAUGGAGUGUAGUUGCAAAGGGGAACUUGCUCUCGCCCACAAAGACUGUGCUCUUAAGUGGUUCACCAUAAAGGGUAACAAGACCUGUGAGGUGUGUAAACAAGAAGUCAAGAACUUGCCUGUAACACUCUUACGGAUCCAAAGCAUUCGAAAUUCUGGUAUUCCUCAAAUAGAUGUCACUGGUUACAGGGUUUGGCAGGAGGUCCCGGUUCUAGUAAUCAUCAGCAUGCUCGCUUACUUCUGCUUCCUCGAGCAGCUCCUGGUUGAGAAAUUGGGUACUGGUGCAAUCGCAAUAUCACUGCCGUUUUCUUGUAUUCUUGGUCUUCUUGCAUCCAUGACCGCAUCAACCAUGGUAAUGAGAAGAUUUGUCUGGAUUUACGCAUCAGUCCAGUUUGCUUUGGUUGUUCUCUUCGCUCAUAUAUUUUACUCUGUGGUGGCGUUGCAAGCAGUUCUGUCAGUACUUCUGUCAACAUUUGCUGGAUUUGGUGUCUGCAUAUGCGGAAGCUCAGUGAUGGUUGAGUUUGUGAGAUGGAAACGAAGAUGGCGAGCCAGAAGGCUAGAGCAGCAGCUGAACCAUGCUCAGACGCUGCAGCCAACACCACAACCGCUGGAUUCAACAACCUCUCAGCAUCAUCCAAAUGCCUCGUAG
Messenger RNA from Microthlaspi erraticum, 1491 nucleotides. The record is from the annotation of a GenBank genome assembly. Lineage: Eukaryota; Viridiplantae; Streptophyta; Magnoliopsida; Brassicales; Brassicaceae.